CUUCUAUUUAACCUCCCUACUCAUUUCUCCUUUUCUCCAAGGAAAAAAAAACACAAACCCUCUAAACCUCUAUCUCUAGAGCCUAGACUAUCUCUGCUUUUCCAUUUCUCUCAAUCAGCACACCCAUCACUCUCUGUAAUUAAUCUUGAAUAGCCAUGGAAGAGAUGAUGAAGCCACAAAACACAACAUGUCUGUCUAAAAGAUUUCGCCAUCAACACCAUCAACAACAACAACAACAGCCUCAACCUAGACUAGGCAUGCACACAGAUUCACAUGUCAUCUCAAAAUUCACCAUGAAACCCAAAAUCAGAAUAGUUCACAUAUAUGCACCAGAGAUUAUUAAAACAGACGCCUCAAAUUUCAGAGAACUCGUUCAGAGACUAACAGGAAAACCUUCACCAUCAGAUCGUAACAACAAGAAAUCUUUUAGCAAGAAGAGACCAGCAGCCAGAAGUAGUAGCAGUGCUGAUACAAGUUCUGAUGUAAACGGUAGUUAUCAUCACCAUGUUGGUCAUGAAGUUUCAAUAAAACCCAACUUAUUCUACAACAAUCUGCAGACAACAAUAGCAAAUACUACCGAUGAAUCAAGCUCAGGUCUUCAGAGUUCAGGGCUUCAGAGUUCUGAUUAUGGUUCUCAUGGAUCAGUGUUAAAGGAAGAAGAAGAAGAAGUUAUCUGGGGAGGUGAUAAAGGUUUCUUUACUGAUUUUGAAGGUUUAAUUCGAGGAAUUGGAUUGACUACCCAUUUGGAUAUGUUUGGUGAUACUACUACUACUAGUACUUAUGAUCGUUCUUAUGCAGUUUAGUCCUUGACUAUGGUGGUGAGCUAAUUAAAUUUCUUUGAUUGGGUUAUUGUGGGAUUUGGUUAUUUUUGGAUGAGUUCUUUUUUUGUUAAUUGUUGGUUUUAAUUUCUUCUUCUCCUCUUUAGAUGUUCUUGACGGGGAAAGAAUUAAUCUCCCAUUACACCCCCUCUCCCCCUUAUUAUAUCUCUAACCAUUUCAUUGCUAGAGGUUUAAUUCUGCUGUAAAUAAUUAUAUGUAUGAGAGUUUUACAUAAUACUUAAUUAUGGGUGAGAUGACUUGUUAAUCCUUAUAAUUUCAAUUUUAUGCAAUUACAUUAUCUCA
This is a messenger RNA of Papaver somniferum (opium poppy), 1121 nucleotides long. RefSeq lists its product as uncharacterized. The transcript has a single exon. NCBI's taxonomy places the organism in Eukaryota, Viridiplantae, Streptophyta, Magnoliopsida, Ranunculales, Papaveraceae. Gene Ontology annotation, cellular component: nucleus. The coding region runs from base 156 to 803 and encodes 215 amino acids. The record is from RefSeq and is a predicted model, not a curated record.